AUGAAGGGGUGUCAGUCUAGAGCCAAGCGCACGGGUGAAAAUACCGAGGCUUGGGUCCUCGGUAGCGGAACUGCACCUCUAGCAUCAGCGCUCUAUCUCAUGAAGAACGCAAAAAUCCAUCCAUCUAAGAUACAUAUUCUGGAUAAGCAUGUCUCCUUGGAACAAGCAUCGCACCACAAGGGUGAUUCGCUAGGCGGAUAUGAUCAAUUUGCAGGAUGCUUGCCCGUUCCUGCCGGUUCAUUGAUGAAAGAGCUUCUUGCAAUGAUCCCCUCUGCAACAGCCGACGGGGAAAGUAUUCUGGAUGAAAUCGAGACAGCAGAGGCGAACAGACUCUCGAAGAAGGGUGGUGACCAUACCUGUUUUGUGGCUCAGAAAAACGAUACCUUUGAGCAUAUACCGCUGGGAUCUUUUAACUUGAGCUACAGGCAUCGGAAAGUACUGAUAUUGUUUUUGCUUAAGCGGGAAAAGUCUCUAACGGGAAGACAAAUUCGGGAUCUGUUUCCCAGCAGCUUUUUUGAAAGCCAAUUUUGGACUGUGUGGUCCGUCCAAUUUGGGUUUCAAGCCUGGCAUAGUGCUGCAGAGUUCAAGCGUGCCAUUCGGCAAUAUCUCCCCGAGUUCCAGAGCUUAAAUAUCUUAAGCUGUCUCGAUAUCACGGGUUAUUACCAGUAUGAAUCGGUAUAUCUACCGAUAUACUUCUUUCUGCGAAGCUGUGAUGUGGAUUUCCAGUUCGGUAUCGACCUCAAGAACAUCGAGAUGACUCAAAGCAACAAUCAGCAAAUCAUCACCGGGUUAGACCUUGUCCAGGACGGUCUCAAAGUUCAUAGAAGCCUAGGAAGAGAUGACAUUGUCAUUACGACCUUAGGAUCUACCAUUUCUGGUUCAGAAAUAGGGAACAACGAAAAUCCACCAGAGUGGCAGUCAAUGGAUGCGGAUGACAUGCUGGAUCAAAACUGGUCAUCAUGGCUAGACCUUGGCAACAAGCAUCCCGCUUUCGGCAACCCUUAUAGUUUUUGCACCCGCCAGUCUGAAUCAAUGCUGGAGUCUUUCACAAUCACCACAGAGGAUCUUGGCUUUUACAACCAUCUUCAAUCUCUAUUAAAAUGCAAAUCCGAGGCUGGGGCAUUCGUGUUCAUAGAGGGUAGUAUGUGGAAGAUCAAUUUGUGCAUUCCGGAGCAGCCAGUCUUUUCAGAGCAGCCACGCCAUGUCCGCGUUCUUUGGGGAUUUGCCCAUUCCCCGAAUGUCGACGGAAACUAUGUGACGAAACCGAUGCUCCAGUGCUCUGGGGCAGAUAUUAUGACUGAGCUGCUGGGGCAUCUAAAACUCGGCGACGACUUGGAUAGGCCGCGCACUAUUACUAUUCCACGCGCCAUGCCUCGGAUGAGUGCAAUUUUACUAACGAGGGGUCCAAAAGAUCGACCUCAGAUUGUGCCUCAGAAUUUCUCCAACCUUGGACUCAUCGGGCAGUUUGUAGAGCUGCCGCGAUAUACUAGUGUGGACAUCAGUUAUGGUAUUCGUACCGCGAAGAUAGCUGUGUCACGUCUGAUGGGCUUGCAAAUACAGACUGAGCCUACGAGGUCAACGGCUUCGACAAUCUGGAAAACCCUGUCUUUUUGA
This is a messenger RNA of Penicillium longicatenatum, 1614 nucleotides long. RefSeq names its product oleate hydratase. The coding region runs from base 1 to 1614 and encodes 537 amino acids. The record is from RefSeq and is a predicted model, not a curated record. The transcript has 2 exons. Lineage: Eukaryota; Fungi; Ascomycota; Eurotiomycetes; Eurotiales; Aspergillaceae. Gene Ontology annotation, molecular function: FAD binding; oleate hydratase activity. Gene Ontology annotation, biological process: fatty acid metabolic process.